AUGCGUUCGGCCAUCCCCAGAACAGCGCUCUUGAGCGCUUCGCGGGCUUCGCGAUUCCUUCCUGCGUCUCGCCCUGCUCGCUUCUACAGCCUCAAGGCUACGGCCACUUCUACCUCUGUACAGCGCCCCCUUGAGGCUUCAAGGCUUUCGGUGGAGCAGACGAAGAGCCCCAAGAGCCUAAGCAAGCCCGAAGACCUCGUCUUUGGCAAGGAGUUCACAGAUCACAUGCUCGCCAUUGAGUGGAACAAGGACGAAGGAUGGCUUGAGCCUCGCAUCACUCCCUACCAGAACCUGUCUCUGGAUCCGGCCACCUGCGUCUUCCACUACGCCUUUGAGUGCUUCGAGGGCAUGAAGGCUUACAAGGACAAGCAAGGCGACAUUCGGCUCUUCCGCCCUGACAAGAACAUGGCCCGCCUCAACAAGUCCGCUGCCCGAAUUGCCCUGCCCACCUUUGAGCCCACUGAGUUUGUCGAGCUCAUCUCAAAAUUCACCAAGCUCGACUCCCGCUUCAUCCCCGCCCAGCGAGGCUACUCUCUCUACCUGCGACCUACGCUGAUUGGCACGCAGAGCACUCUCGGCGUCGGCGCUCCCGGCUCUGCCUUGCUCUACGUUAUUGCCUCUCCCGUCGGUCCUUACUAUCCUACUGGUUUCAAGGCCGUCUCUCUUGAGGCGACCAACUAUGCCGUCCGUGCUUGGCCCGGCGGUGUUGGCGACAAGAAGCUCGGUGCCAACUAUGCUCCUUGCAUCGUUCCCCAGCUGGAGGCUGCCAGCCGUGGCUACCAGCAGAACCUCUGGCUGUUCGGCGAGGAGGAGUACGUCACCGAGGUCGGCACCAUGAACAUGUUCGUUGCUAUGAAGGACAAGGCUACAGGCCAGAAGGAACUUGUCACUGCUCCUCUUGACGGCACCAUCCUCGAGGGUGUGACCCGUGACUCUAUUCUCCAGCUUGCCCGGGAGAGACUUGCUCCCGAGGGCUGGAAGAUCAGCGAGCGCAAGUACACCAUGCAGGAGCUGGCUGAUGCCUCCAAGGAGGGCCGCUUGUUGGAGGCCUUUGGUGCUGGUACUGCAGCUAUUGUUAGCCCUGUGAGGUCUAUUGCUUGGAAGGGCGAGAUUGUCGACUGCGGCCUGAAGGAGACUGAGGAAUCCGGCGAGCUUGCGCUCAAGGUCAAGGAAUGGAUAGAGGCCAUUCAGUACGGUGACAUUGAGCACGAGUGGAGCGUCAAGGUUUAA
Trichoderma gamsii is the source of this 1230-nucleotide messenger RNA. Its product is annotated as branched-chain amino acid aminotransferase. The coding region runs from base 1 to 1230 and encodes 409 amino acids. Gene Ontology annotation, biological process: L-valine biosynthetic process; L-leucine biosynthetic process. Gene Ontology annotation, molecular function: branched-chain-amino-acid:2-oxoglutarate transaminase activity. The transcript has 2 exons. Gene Ontology annotation, cellular component: mitochondrion. The record is from RefSeq and is a predicted model, not a curated record. NCBI's taxonomy places the organism in Eukaryota, Fungi, Ascomycota, Sordariomycetes, Hypocreales, Hypocreaceae.